UAGACGCAAAAAAAAAAAUGACUGCUUUAGUUAAAUAGUACAACGCAAAUUUUGACGCAUUUCGCAAAAGUGCGCAAAUCUGCAAAGCGUCUUUCCCGGGCGAUAUUGAAGUAGUCAAUGGAAGUGUUGGGAGCAGCUGUCAAAGUCAUGGGAUCCUUCUGCCGGUGGGCCGCCUGGGAGCCCCGCACAGAUCUCCACUGCGCAUGAGCGCGCCUCGGACAGCUCCAGAGAGGGAAAUUUAAAAACGGUUUUUUUUUGAGGGGGCGCAUCAAGUGCUGCACGGUGGAAUACAGUAGAUGGUCUCCCGGACGACCCUUUCACACAAUCUUCCAUAUCAUCCAAAACAGGUACUACAUAUCCCAGGAAAUGAUAGAAGGUGGAAUUACAUCCAGGAUGUCAGGAAUAAUUGAGGAUGCUGGUCAUCAUCCAUCACCGCAAGAUUAUAGGCUUCUGACCACGGACCCCUCCCAGCUGAGGGAGGAGGACCUCCCUGGGGACCUGCAGUCUCUGUCGUGGCUCACCUCGGUGGAUGUGCCGCGACUGCAGCAGAUGGUGGAUGGCCGUGGCCACAGUAAUGGGCCCUCCCAGGGCAGCUUGUUGGAGCAACAGACAGCCCAAUUGAGCAGCAUGGCCAUGACAGGAGGUCAGUCCUCCAUGCUCCACCUGCAAAGUAACAUGCAGCCCAGCCCACUAGGAAUCAGUAUCAUCAACACCCACAGUGGAACAAUGUCUCCCUUCUCCAUGUCUGGAAUGCCCUCACCAGGGUACCAAUGUCCUACUUCAGUGUACCAGUCAGCACCACAGCAGGUGUACUCACUAACCCAAACUGGACAGCAGUGCUCAACAGGUGGGCUGUACAGCAAUGUCUCUUUCAACAACCAAAGUCUAUUUUCACAACCUCACCUGGCUCCACAAGAACAGGACCUGCAGCCAAAAUGUUUCCCAAAACCCAUCUACUCCUACAGCUGUUUGAUUGCCAUGGCUUUGAAGAACAGCAAAACUGGCAGCCUUCCAGUCAGUGAGAUCUAUAGCUUUAUGAAGGAACAUUUUCCUUAUUUCAAGACAGCGCCAGACGGAUGGAAGAAUUCAGUCAGACACAACCUGUCUUUAAAUAAGUGCUUUGAAAAAGUUGAGAACAAGACAAGCAGCUCCUCAAGGAAGGGCUGCCUGUGGGCACUAAAUCCAGCUAAGAUCGACAAGAUGGAGGAAGAGAUGCAGAAGUGGAAGCGCAAGGAUCUCCCAGCAAUCCGCCGCAGCAUGGCUAAUCCAGAUGAGCUGGACAAGCUGAUUACAGACCGCCCAGAAAACUGCAGACGGAAGGUCAUAGAACCAGUCAUGACACGGCUGCCGAGCUGCCCAACAGGUCUCUCGUUGACGGCGCAGAUGCAGCGACCCCAGCCCAUUGUGACCCUCUCCCUGCCGUGUAUACCAAUGCACCAGCACCAUCAGAUCCAAGCCCAGCUCCAGGCCCAAGCUCGCUUGGCGCCAAUGUCCCCGGCUCCAGCCCAAACACCCCCACUCCACACGGUGCCCGACCUCUCUCGGAGUCCGCUAAGCCAGCAACCCAGCAAGCCUCCUGAAGACUUUUACAGCGUACAAGUUGAUAGCCACACAGAGGUGGAUGCGUUGGACCCCAGCAUCAUGGAUUUUGCCCUUCAAGGUAACCUGUGGGAGGAAAUGAAGGACGACAGCUUUAACUUGGAUGCAUUGGGCACAUUCACUAACUCCCCACUGCGACUAUCGGACUGUGAUUUGGGGAGCAGCCUCCCUCCUGCCUCCAGCGGAGCAAGCCUGCCGCUGUCAGACGUACAGGUGACGGGUUUGUACACUUCAUACACGUCACAGGAUUCCCUCUCCUCACAAUACAUGAGCUCACCAGCCAGCAGCAAGCCCAUCGUCUUGCUUUAAAGCAACACUAUUCUUUUUGAGGAUAUCUUGUCCAAGACACCAAGUGAAGGCAUUUUUUUUGUACAAAUCAGCCGGGAACUAUCAAAAUGGAGAGUUCAUCAAGACAUUUUUUUUUUUUUAAAGACGUGGCAGAAAAGCAUUUAAAGACAUUAUAAUAUCAAGCUUUGCCAAGCAAAGCCUCCGAAAUGCUUGUGUAAGUACAAACAAAAGCUUAAGGAAAUGUAAUUUUUUAAAAUCCCUAAUCUGUUUGAAAAGCCUUCUAUAUUGUAGUUCUGUCUUUUGUAUGAUGUACUGUGAUAGAUAUUAUCUCUGUGUUGUUUUAUUUAUAUUUAUAAAAAAGGCAGCUAGGAAAGUUGACAAUUUCCGUCAACCUUUUGCUGUAUAUAUUUGAAUGUUCAAAUGGCUAUUACCACAGAAAAUCUUUCUCUCGACUCUUUUACCCAACUUCAUUCCAAAAUGUCAACAUGUACCACUGUGUUUUUCAGUUCUUUUUUUUUUUUUUUUUUUUUUUUACAACAGCUUACAUUUGUGAUUAACAUGUUGAUUGGAAUA
This is a messenger RNA of Corythoichthys intestinalis (scribbled pipefish), 2460 nucleotides long. RefSeq names its product forkhead box protein N4-like. The record is from RefSeq and is a predicted model, not a curated record. Gene Ontology annotation, molecular function: DNA-binding transcription factor activity, RNA polymerase II-specific; transcription cis-regulatory region binding. The coding region runs from base 367 to 1908 and encodes 513 amino acids. The transcript is spliced from 10 exons. Lineage: Eukaryota; Metazoa; Chordata; Actinopteri; Syngnathiformes; Syngnathidae. Gene Ontology annotation, biological process: regulation of transcription by RNA polymerase II.